AUGCCACGAAUUAUCUUAAAUUGCAACUUUACCGAUUCGCUCGUUAUAUUUUUUGAAAAUACGACUAAACUUUUUAACUUAAUAGAGAUAUCAAGAUCAGUGUACGCUUUGUCUUUACGUUACAAAGCAUAGGUAUUUACGUGACGAAAGCUAGGAAAAUCAUUAGUGUAAAAUUGAUUCGUUCGACCAGGAUUCGUACGAUGUGCACUGCCCGAACGAGUGGACGUAAUAAUUAAAAACGAAUCGAUCCCUUUUUUUGUAAAACGACAGUAUUUGUACGAGAUUUAAAAGAAAAAAAGAAAGGAAGAAAGGAAAAAGAAAGAAAGAAAGAAAGAAAGAAAGAAAUAUCGUUUUAUAUAAAUUUGGAUUUCUUUUUACCAAAAGUUUCGCGAUUGGGACCAACGUUCGCCUUGAGUGAUAUAUCCGUCUACCGUGAAAAGAUAAAGUAGAAAGAUAUAUAAAGUAUAUAAACGUAAAAGGAAGAAUAUAAGGUGGAAUAUCGGUAUCGAAAUAUAGACGGAGCGAAAGAUCGCGGUGAGGAACGUCGCGUUUGAACGAAUGAAAGUUAGCCACAGUCGGAUGAAAAUUCGUGGAUCCGUUGACACGAAUGAAAGGGAAGAAGAAGACAAAAGUGGAUGGUCGUUGAAAAGCGUCAAAGUCGAAGAAUGUGAUUGGCGUGGGGCGAAGGAGGAAGGGUGUAUGUUCCGGUGGAAAGUGGACGACGCGGUGCGAGGUUACCGGAUAAAAAGGGAAGCGGCGGCGGGGGAAGAGGAGGGGGAAAGGAGAAAAUGCCAGGGGGAACUUCGACGCGAGAAAGCAGCGAGGCGAUCCGGAUGGAGCCUUUGGGUAGAACCUCGAGUUCGCGAAGCCCCGGCCAAAACGGGACUGCCAACACCACCACCGAAGUCCCGAUAAAUUCAGGAGACAGUAACACAGGAUUGCACAAACGUAGUAUUUACGAGCAUAAUGGAAUUGUGUGUUCUCAAAAAAGGGCUCUCUGCAUAGCUACCGUUGUUUUUGCGAUCCUUUUCGCCAUAUCACUCAUCAUUGCCUUCGCGGGACCACAAAACGACUGCCCUUGCGCUGGAGAGAAGCCAGCCAUCGCGGAUAUCGAGGACGAUGAAAAAAGCAGCGAGCCUCUUGCGACUAAUGGAGAGGUAUUCCCUUGGAAUAACGUGAGAUUGCCUACGUUUGCGCAUCCUACCAGGUACAAUAUCACCAUCCAUCCAAAUCUUACAACGUUAGAGGUAAAAGGACAGGUCACGAUCGAAUUCUACGUCGAUAAAGAGAUCAACUAUAUCGUCUUCCAUAGUAAAAAUUUGACAAUAAACGAGAAAAUGGUUCAAGACCGUAAAGGGCACAGAUUAAAAAUUGCGAGAUUGCUGGAAUAUCCGAAACACCAACAAUUAUAUUUAGAACUGGAAGAGAGCAAAUUUCGAAAGAGAGGAAAUUACACGGUACAUUUGAGGUUCAUUUCGAAACUUACCAGCGAAUUGGAGGGAUUUUAUCUUAGCAGCUACGUUACCCCGGAAGGAGAAAAGAGGUACCUCGCAACAACCCAUUUCGAACCUACGUACGCACGCUCGGCAUUUCCAUGCUUCGACGAGCCGCAAUUCAAAGCUAAAUUCAAGGUUUCGAUAUUCAGAGACAGAUUUCACAUCGCGUUGUGCAACAUGCCUGUAAUGAACACCGAGGACGCGGGAUUUUACAUGGGCACGGGACUGCUUCGCGACGAUUUCCAAGAAUCCGUAGAGAUGUCCACGUACUUGGUGGCGUUCGUAGUGUGCGAUUUCAAACGAGUCUCCGAAUUAACGAGAAGAAAUAUUUCCGUGAGCGUUUACGCGUCAGAGGCGAUGCUUCCACAGGCGAGAUACGCGGUGACCACGGCCGCUCGUAUAAUGGAUUACUUCGAGUCUUUUUUCGGUGUGCAUUAUCCGUUGCCUAAACAAGAUCUAAUAGCCAUCCCCGAUUUCGCGACCGGGGCGAUGGAGAACUGGGGCCUGAUCACGUAUCGGGAGACGUCGAUACUUUACGAUCCGGAGGAGUCGUCGACCAACGUGCACGAAUGGAUCGGUACGAUCGUGGCACACGAAUUGGCCCAUCAAUGGUUCGGUAAUCUGGUCACUAUGAAGUGGUGGAACGACUUGUGGUUGAACGAGGGGGCGGCCAGUUUCUUCGAAUACAAGGGGGUGAAUCACAUUUCGCCCGAGUGGAGCAUGAUGGACAAGUUUAUUUUAGAGAAAACGCAAUCGGCUCUCGAUCUCGACGCGUUGGCCAGCAGUCAUCCUAUAAGCGUCCAGGUCAAAGAUCCGAACGAGAUCGAAGCGAUAUUCGACGAUAUCAGUUACAGUAAGGGUGCUUCCAUUCUAAACAUGCUUGAAGGCUUUUUAUGCGAAGACGUUCUCAAAAGCGGAUUGAACGAUUAUCUGAAUUCGCACGCGUAUGGAAAUGCAGAUACGAACGAUCUUUGGGCGGCCUUUACCAAACGUGCCAAUAAUACUUUUGACGUGAAAGCUAUUAUGGACACGUGGACACAGCAAAUGGGUUUCCCUCUGAUCACGAUUACGCGUAACGGGAAUACCAUCACGGCGACUCAGAAGAGAUUUCUAAUUUCUCCGAAAGAAAACGAUACGGAAUCGCAACGAACGAAAUCCUCGUUUGAUUACAAAUGGUAUAUUCCAUUGAGCUACUACACGGACAAAGAACCGCGCAAACUUCACAACGUGUGGAUGAAUUUAACGGACGUGACGUUCGAGAUACCUAGCGACGUGGAAUAUAUAAAAUGUAACGUGAAUCAAAGCGGAUUUUAUCGCGUAACUUAUCCGGAAGAGAUGUGGGCAUCGAUCAUCGCCACCUUGUUAAACGAUCACACCAAGUUUAGUCCGGCGGACCGUGCUAAUCUUAUCGACGACGCGUUCACGUUGUGCGAGGCAGGCGAGUUGAACGCCACCGUUCCUCUUCGAUUGUCUCUUUAUCUUCUGAACGGGGAUUACGCGCCGUGGACCACCGCCCUCGGAUAUCUACAUUCUUGGAAAGAAAGAUUGAGCGAGAGUCCUGGAUACAAAAGAUAUAUCGCGUUUUUUAAAAAAUUGUUGACUCCAGUUACCAAAUACGUCGGUUGGUCCGACGAGGGAUCUCAUUUGAAGAAAUUAUUGAGGAUCGCCGUACUUCAAUCGGCCGUGUCUAUAAAAUUGGAAGAUGUGGUAAAGCCAGCGAAAUCCCUUUUCGAAGAUUGGAUGUUGAAAGGUAAACGGAUAGCGCCCAAUAUACGGAACGUGGUGUACGUUGCGGGAAUCAAGUUUGGCGGUGAAAAGGAAUGGAAUCAUUGUUGGGAAAAUUAUCAAGAGACUCAAGUAUCGAGCGAGAAACUGAUAAUGUUGGAAGCGUUGGGGGCGAGCACGGAUUCUUGGUUGCUGCAACGUUAUCUCUUACGAUCGUUAGACCGUGAAAUGGUGAAAUCGCAAGACAUGGAAACCGUUAUAAUUUCCGUCGCCUCCAAUUCCGACGGUCAAUUUCUCGCGUGGCGUCAUCUUAAAGCGUAUUGGCCUCAGAUACACGAUUUACUUGGCAAUGGAUCGUUGAGCGGACUUAUAUCCGUCGUGAUUUCCAACUUUUUCACGGAAUACGACUACCACGAGGUUUCGGAAUUCUUUAAAAAAGUGGAUGUCGGAAGCGGUCAACGAGCAUUGGAACAAAGUCUAGAAACGAUCAAGUUCAAUAUUCAUUGGGUAAAAGAGAAUGCGGAUAUCGUUGACCGAUGGCUGGUGAAUUAUUUGGACGUUCACACGAGUUAACCCUUUGUUUAUCGGGAAUGGGAGAGGAACGAUGCGAAAUUAUCAUCCGUAACGAUAUUUGCGCUUUUCGCGAUACGCAUCGACGCGCGAUGCCUCGCCGUGAUACGAUAUCUAUGGAAAAGUAAGAUGUAUUUGUUCGGCGAGAUAAUCGAAUCGUUUAUUUACGUUAAUUAGUUAGGUGUAUCAGUACACGCAUAUAAUUCGCAGAUCAAAAAAAAUGUCAUCCAUUUCCGUCACACGCGUCCAAAGAUUAUUUUCGCCGGUUAACGGACGAUCGUUCGUCCAAAGUUUAAUACCCUUGGAAAACAAUCUUUCGACGGAUCGAAACGAAGCCGAAUUGUUUACCUAUAGUGUAUAGUAAAAAAAAAAAAGAAAAAAGAAAACGCAUUAUACACCGAUUUAUACGCACUUUCGAAAGUACUUAUUUACUAUACACGCGGUGCGCGAAGAUUGGAUUUAUUAUAGGUAUAUGUAUAAAAGAGAAAGAUUAUAGCGAGAAAAGGGGCAACGUUGUUCCUAGGGUAGUCGGUAACCCAACGUUUUCCGGGAAGAAAGGGGCUAACGACCUACGCCUAUUUAACGUUGAUUAGUGACACUUUAGUCUCCCAAAAUACCUACGUACUUAUUUGUACUUUACAUUACGGGAAGCGAGCCGAGUCAUCUCCAUCCCGAGUGAUACCCAACCUCCUCCCCCCCUCUCUCUCUUCCCGAUCCAUCCAGUGCAGCGAUUCAACCACACGAAUGGUAACAAAAUUUCAGGAGAAACGCUAUUUAUGUAUUUUAUCGAAUCGAGAUCGUGUAGCCGUAAUACUAUCGGUAAUAUGGAAUAAUAUUUUGGCCUGUGCUAGUGUACGUGUGUGUGUGUGUGUGUGUAUGUAUGUACGUACGUAAGAUUUUUAUUCGAUUAACAUUUAUCGUACGUGGUACGUAUAAUUACGGAUAAAUUCCGAAUUGAGGACAAUUUACGUUCUGUCCAAAGUCCGAGUAUAUCUGUUUGUAACGAUACGUUUGCUCGAUUCGCGAUAUGGAUAUUUUUAAAAUUUCCAAUUACCAGACGAAACAAAUUGAAGUCGAAGAAGAAACGAUCGCCUCGCCAAUUGUACGAUUCUUCGAAUGAUCUUAUCGAUUAUGAAACAAAUAUCCGUUCGCGUUUUCUCGCUCGAUUACACGGAAUACAAUUUGUCUAAAUAGCGUAUGCAAGUAAGUAAUAACGUACUACGUACUUCGUUGUUUUGAUUUUUUUUUUUUUUUUGAGAAUUUUGUUCGUUCAAAGAUAAAUUUAGAAAUUUGGUCUUGAUUCGGGCUUCGUCCGUAAUGCGGCGUACAAGUUACAAAGUUACCAAAUAUUUAUUACGCGAUUAUUAUUUUACCGAUAUAAACAUUUUUGUAGCGAUAAAUGUCAAUUGUACAGUUACCAAAAAUCAACGUUUUACAUUAUACGUAAUAUAAUGGACGACGACGAAAAAUCUCCUACUUCGAGGAAUUUUGGCUACUCCUCGCGUCGAAAUAUGUUGUAAAUAAAAGAUCAAGGCGAACGACGGAAAUUUCAUUGGGUAAAUGAAACGGAAGAUUGUGGAAACAAUCGGUUAAAUAUAAGUAGCAUAUCAACGUGUCGAAGAAGAUUUAUAAUCGGCCAAGUCUUUGUCAAGCAGAAAUUCUAGUUUCGUGAAAACGGUAAAUCGACGAAGAAGAUUUAUUUGGCCCCGAAAUAAAAAGAACGUGUUAUGAGAGGAUUAUGAGAAUUGAGAAAUCCUUGGUAAUAACUGCGAAAAAUCGAUGUGUCGUGUAUUUGUAUAUGUAAGAAACGGAACGUUGAAUGCGCGGAAUUAUAUAUCUCGCGUGGAGCUGAUCAUUCUCCGUAUGAAGUAGCAUAAUAGAGAAUCGGAUAUUUUAUUAUGAAAAAGUGUAUGUAAAUUUAUGUAUGUAAUCUUGUGAUGCUUUGUAUGGUAUGUACAUAUUAGCGUAUAAGGAGGAAUUGUGUGCUCUGUGUGUGAUCCGGGUGUAUCGAAAAAGGUAUCUAGAUGCAUAAAAAAUAUGUUGAAUGCCAACAAUUUCUGCUGGCCUUUAUAAAGAAAGAAAGAAAGGAAGGAAGGAAGGAAGGAUAAAAGAAUAUUCGUGCGAUUUUGGAUUCUUUGAUCUUGAAAUGCUAAUAACGACCUUGAAUUUGCAUCGAUCUAUCGUUAGAUAUAUCCCAGUAUUUCCUACGUUCUUCUAAUUGUUAUCUAUCGACAAUAAACGUUAAAUACGAGACGAUGUAAGCAGGGAAAUGUUGGGGAGGGGGGAAGAGGGAAGAAAAGGAUUCCGUUUAUUCCGUUUCGUUUCUAAUCGAAUUAACCACUACUUAGCAUUUCAAGAUUAAAUCUGAAGCGAAAAAUCUAAAUAAUUAAUUGUACGAUGUUAAAUGUAGAGGGAAUAUUCGAUGAGGUGUCGUAUGUAUGAUACGUAUAGUACGAGUACAAGUAGAUUACACGCGAAACAAAUUAUUAGAAUGAUCGGAAAGAAAAAAAAGAAAGAAAGAAAGAAAGAAAGAAAGAGAGAGAGAACUCGAGACACCUUGUAUACGUUUGAAUUUUAUCGGAGAGAAACUAUUUUCUAUGCGUCUCUUACCUUCCACUGUCCGUAUCCAGUGGUCGAUCGAAUAUUGAAUCGUGCGUGUUCUCAUCACUCUCGUUAAACAAUCAAGCACUCGUUAUCCAAAAGAGAAAAAUUCACGUUAUAAUUAGUUGUUUCACGCGCUAGAGCACAUAAUGAUAGAACACGAUUGAUCUCUACCCGUAAAAUGUAUCGAAAAAACUGCCGACGAUGCUUGCAAUUCCCCGCGGACAAAAAAAUACCAUUUUUUUCGAGGUUUAUGCCAUUUUUUUACAUAUUUUCGAUCAGAGUACAAUUACUUCGAAUCCCGACGAGUAACGAUAUUUCUUCUCUAAGUAAUAUCGUCCAUUUUUAUCGGAUUAGGAUUUUCCGGCCGGAAUUAUUAUACGCGCAUGUUUACAUUUAGAAGAAGAAGAAGAAGAAGAAGAAGAA
Molecule: messenger RNA, 6818 nt
Organism: Apis florea (little honeybee)
Lineage: Eukaryota; Metazoa; Arthropoda; Insecta; Hymenoptera; Apidae
Product: endoplasmic reticulum aminopeptidase 1
Biological process (GO): proteolysis; peptide catabolic process
Cellular component (GO): membrane; cytoplasm
Molecular function (GO): zinc ion binding; peptide binding; metalloaminopeptidase activity
Source: RefSeq, a predicted model, not a curated record